This is a messenger RNA of Boeremia exigua, 1799 nucleotides long. Its product is annotated as auxin efflux carrier. Gene Ontology annotation, biological process: transmembrane transport. Gene Ontology annotation, cellular component: endoplasmic reticulum; membrane. The transcript has 4 exons. NCBI's taxonomy places the organism in Eukaryota, Fungi, Ascomycota, Dothideomycetes, Pleosporales, Didymellaceae. The record is from RefSeq and is a predicted model, not a curated record. Bases 145 to 1464 code for a protein of 439 amino acids.
CCCGGGCAUUUACCUGAAUGCCAGCAUUGGCACGGAUGUUCAUCUUGGGUUUGACGGGGAAUCAUAUACACAGCUGACCCUUUGCAAAUUGAUCGCAGGUUUCCUUGUUCCUCCCCCAGCUCUCAAGAACGCCCGUCAAUCAUCAUGAGUGGUAUCGUCCAACCUCUUCUAGGAGGCAUUCAGGCCACAGUCUCAGUCAUUCUUACUAUCACUUUUGGUGUAGCGUUCUCCCAGUUCGGCCUUCUGGACGCAGAUGCUGCGAGCAAAAUCUCAAAGACCUCCGUGAAGGUCCUGCUGCCGUGCUUGCUCAUCAACAACCUCGGCAGCCAGCUAAAACCAGAAACCGCGUACGAAUAUGUACCCAUUAUCAUCUGGGCUAUCAUCUACAACGUGCUCUCGAUCUUUCUAGGUCGCGUGCUGUGCAAAGUGUUCAAUCUUCCACGUUGGACCAUCCCUGCAAUCGCGUUCAACAACACCACGUCUCUCCCCCUUCUUUUGAUCGAAUCAUUGGAGACGGCCGGCGUCCUUGGCCCUUUGGUGGCCAAAGGCGAGGGAACCUCUGAAGCAGUGACACGUGCUCGCACCUAUUUCCUGGUCUCUGCUGUUGUCUCGCACGCUCUCACGUUUGGUCUAGGCGGCAGUGAACUCAAGGGUGAUGACGAGGAUCUUCCUGAAGACACCAAAAAUCAGAACCAUAACGAGGAUGAUGCACCACGACAGCGCUACCGCGACGACCCUGAAGCGCAGGAGGACGACGAUGACGAUGAUGAUUCUUCUGACUCCGCUCCCGAGACCUCUCUCUUGCCCCACGCGGUUCACCAUCGUGCGCGCAGAAUCAACAAGCGCACACACACCGUGGUGCACAAUUCUAUGGAGAAACUCCCUUCGUUCCUUCAGACCGCCAUCACGGCAGUUUACAACUUCGUAACACCUCCCUUGGUUGGCGCCAUCAUCGGUGGAAUUAUCGGCUUUGCCCCUCCUCUCCACACGCUGUUCUUCGCCGACGGCAACGAGGGUGGUUACUUCAACGCGUGGCUCACUCAAAGUAUCAAGAACAUAGGCCAGCUUUUCGUUACACUGCAAGUCGUGGUGGUUGGUGUGAAACUUGCGCAGGCAUUGCGCAGAGAGAAGCGAGGUGAAGACUGCGGAACACUGAACUGGGUUCCUGUGACAAUUGUUGUUGCUGUCAGGUACUUCAUCUGGCCUGUCAUCAGCGUAGGUUUGGUAUACGCUAUCGCUGCGAAGACAUCCUGGCUACCAGAGAACCCCAUGUUGUGGUUCGUCAUGAUGUUGAUGCCUACGGGACCCAGCGCGAUGAAGGUCAUGGUGCUUGCGGAUGUCGCUGGUGCAGAGCAGAAGGACAAGAUGGUCAUUGCAAAGUUCUUGGCUGUCAUCUACGCUGUCUCGCCACUAAUGACGUUGACCGUUAUUGGCGGCCUGAAGGCUUGUAGUGCUGCUAUGUAGGUGUCAGCAGCGUCUAGGUCGGAUCAUCAUAUUGGCAUUUGUGUGAGCGCUUUUGUACAACCCAGCGACGUGUUCGACAUAGAAUACAACUAAACUUGCCAUAAAAAGGCUACGCGCUGAAUGCGCUUGAGAGCGAGCACGAUUGUACGUCGCGAGCCGAGCUUACGUUGCAAUGCCAUUCGCAUGUGGUUGAACAAUCAUACGCCUCAUCACCUCAUAAGAAUGUUGCUCUGAUCUGAUCCGAAGUGCUGCGGCCUCUACACUGGUGAGAUGAGGGACGAUGAGCUACCACAAAGCGACAAUGGCGGUACAUUCCGAUAGGCAGGUAUGCACCA